AUGCUGCCAGCCACGUCCAAGCUCUGCGCCGCCAUCUCCUACCGCCACCUGCGCAACAUGACCGGUCUGAGGAGACAAGCUGCCGUGGCCAUCAGCCAGGAGCUGAGCAGGCUGGCCAGCCACAGCCCAGGACCCAGCACCUGGAUCCACCAGGUGCGCAGAAGAAGCUCCUUGCUCAGCUCAAGGCUGGAGGAGAAACCCUUCAGCGAGAUGGAAAUGUCUUACAUCAAGCAAGGAGAGGAGGCCCUGCAGAAAUCCCUCAGAAUCCUGGAGGACCAGGACGACUGGAAGACAGAGACGGUGGCGGGAAACGGGGACAAAGUGCUGAGCAAGGUCCUGCCAGACGUGGGGAAGGUGUUCCGGCUGGAGGUGGUGGUGGACCAGCCCCUGGACACGGUGUACGGAGAGCUGGUGGACAACAUGGAGCAGAUGGGAGACUGGAACCCCAACGUCAAAGAAGUCAGGAUCCUGGAGAAGAUUGGCAAGGACACGGUGAUCACCCACGAGAAGGCGGCCGCGAGCCCCGGGAACAUCGUGGGGCCGCGGGACUUUGUGAGCGUGCGCUGCUCCAGGAGACGCGGCUCCACCUGUGUGCUGGCAGGGAUGUCCACCACCUACGGGGCCAUGCCCGAGCAGGAGGGCUUCAUAAGGGCUGAGAAUGGUCCCACCUGCAUGGUCCUGCGCCCGCUGCCUGGCAGCCCCUCCCAGACCAGGCUCACCUGGCUGCUCAGCAUUGAUCUCAAGGGGUGGCUGCCCAAGAGCAUCAUCAACCAGGUCCUGUCCCAGACACAGGUGGACUUCGCCAAACACCUGCGGCAGCGCCUGGCCCGGCCGGUGCCUGUGGCCUGCUGA
Messenger RNA from Melozone crissalis (California towhee), 852 nucleotides. RefSeq names its product steroidogenic acute regulatory protein (gene STAR). The transcript is spliced from 7 exons. NCBI's taxonomy places the organism in Eukaryota, Metazoa, Chordata, Aves, Passeriformes, Passerellidae. Bases 1 to 852 code for a protein of 283 amino acids. Gene Ontology annotation, molecular function: cholesterol transfer activity; cholesterol binding. Gene Ontology annotation, cellular component: mitochondrion; mitochondrial intermembrane space. The record is from RefSeq and is a predicted model, not a curated record. Gene Ontology annotation, biological process: steroid biosynthetic process; intracellular cholesterol transport; regulation of steroid biosynthetic process.